AUCGCUGAAUCCUGGAGGGGGGGAGAAAAAAAAAGACAGGGGGCGGCUUGAGGCUCUUCUCUCACCGGGGGCCGUCUACUCUUCACAGACCUCCCUUCCCCCUCCCAAGUCUUCCGCACUGACUGCUGAAGGGAAACCGGCAGAGGAAUAAACAUGGCCCAGAUACUUCCCAUCCGCUUCCAGGAGCACCUGCAGCUCCAAAACCAAGGUGUGAAUCCUGCCAAUAUUGGAUUCAGUACUCUUACCAUGGAAUCCGACAAGUUCAUCUGCAUCAGGGAGAAAGUGGGAGAACAGGCACAAGUAGUGGUGAUUGAUCUGAAUGAUCCAGCAAAUCCGAUUCGGCGUCCAAUAUCUGCUGACAGUGUCAUCAUGAACCCAGCAAGCAAAGUGAUUGCACUGAAAGAUGCUGGCAAAACCCUACAAAUAUUUAACAUUGAAAUGAAGAGCAAAGUGAAAGCUCAUAAUAUGGUUGAAGAAGUCACAUUCUGGAAAUGGAUUUCUUUAAACACUGUUGCCCUAGUAACUGAGACUGCAGUAUUCCAUUGGAGCAUGGAAGGUGACUCUCAGCCACAGAAGAUGUUUGAUAGGCAUGCCAGCUUGGCUGGCUGUCAAAUCAUUAACUACAGGACAGACCUUCAGCAGAAGUGGUUGCUUCUAAUUGGAAUUUCUGCGCAGCAAAACAGGGUGGUUGGUGCGAUGCAGCUGUACUCUGUGGACAGGAAGGUGUCCCAACCGAUUGAGGGACAUGCUGCAGCUUUUGCUGACUUCAAAUUGGAAGAGAAUCCCACACAGUCAACGCUCUUUUGCUUUGCAGUUCGUAGUCAAGCAGGAGGAAAGUUACAUAUAAUAGAAGUAGGUCAGCCAGCUGCUGGAAACCAGCCUUUUACAAAGAGAGCAGUGGAUGUGUUUUUCCCUCCGGAGGCCCAAACUGACUUUCCAGUAGCAAUGCAAAUUGGAACAAAAUAUGGGGUUAUAUAUCUCAUUACCAAAUAUGGCUACAUCCACUUGUAUGACUUGGAAUCUGGUGCUUGUAUCUACAUGAACCGUAUUAGUGCUGAGACCAUUUUUGUGACUGCUCCCCAUGAACCUACAUCUGGCAUCAUUGGAGUCAAUAAAAAAGGCCAAGUAUUAUCUGUUUGUGUGGAAGAAGAGAAUAUUGUAAACUAUGCAACUAAUGUGCUCCAAAACCCAGACCUUGCUCUCCGAAUGGCUGUGAGAAGCAACCUUGCUGGUGCUGAGGAGCUCUUUGCACGAAAGUUUAACACUUUAUUCGCACAAGGAAAUUAUGCUGAAGCUGCUAAAGUUGCUGCAUCAGCACCAAAGGGUAUUCUACGGACUCCAGACACAAUUAGAAAAUUCCAGACAGUCCCGGCCCAGCCAGGGCAAGCUUCACCUCUUCUGCAGUAUUUUGGGAUACUCCUUGAUCAGGGACAAUUGAACAAGUAUGAAUCACUGGAACUCUGCCGUCCUGUCUUGCAACAAGGCCGCAAGCAACUGCUGGAAAAAUGGCUGAAGGAAGAUAAGUUGGAGUGUUCUGAGGAACUGGGAGACUUGGUGAAGACAGCUGAUCCCACACUAGCUUUAAGUGUCUAUCUCCGUGCCAAUGUGCCAAAUAAAGUUAUACAGUGUUUUGCAGAAACUGGACAAUUCCAGAAAAUUGUUCUGUAUGCGAAAAAGGUUGGUUACACUCCAGACUGGGUCUUCCUGCUGAGAAAUGUUAUGCGAGUGAGCCCUGACCAAGGACUUCAGUUUGCACAGAUGCUUGUCCAGGAUGAAGAACCCCUAGCUAAUAUUAAUCAGAUUGUGGAUGUAUUUAUGGAAAAUAACCUGAUCCAGCAGUGUACAUCUUUCCUAUUAGAUGCGUUGAAGAAUAACAGGCCUUCUGAGGGUCACUUACAAACACGCCUUCUUGAAAUGAAUCUGAUCCAUGCACCGCAGGUGGCUGAUGCAAUCCUAGGAAACCAGAUGUUCACUCACUAUGAUCGUGCCCAUAUUGCCCAGCUAUGUGAAAAAGCUGGCUUGUUGCAAAGGGCUUUGGAGCACUAUACAGAUUUGUAUGAUAUCAAACGUGCUGUUGUACACACUCACCUUUUGAACCCUGAGUGGCUGGUGAACUUCUUUGGUGCACUCUCUGUAGAAGAUUCCCUUGAGUGCUUGCGUGCCAUGUUGUCAGCUAACAUCCGCCAGAAUCUGCAGCUUUGUGUGCAAGUAGCAUCCAAGUACCAUGAGCAGCUUGGCACUCAGUCAUUGGUGGAACUUUUUGAAUCCUUUAAGAGUUAUGAGGGGUUAUUUUAUUUCCUUGGAUCCAUUGUGAAUUUCAGUCAGGAGCCUGAUGUUCACUUCAAGUAUAUUCAGGCAGCAUGUAAAACUGGACAAAUUAAAGAAGUUGAGCGUAUAUGCCGUGAGAGCAACUGCUAUGAUUCAGAACGUGUGAAGAAUUUCCUGAAGGAAGCCAAACUGACAGACCAACUUCCCUUAAUCAUUGUGUGUGACCGAUUUGACUUUGUCCAUGACCUUGUUCUGUACCUGUAUCGCAACAACCUGCAGAAAUACAUUGAAAUCUAUGUCCAGAAGGUGAAUCCCAGCAGGCUUCCAGUAGUGGUAGGUGGACUACUGGAUGUGGAUUGCUCUGAAGAAGUUAUCAAAAAUCUUAUCACUGUAGUCCGUGGACAGUUCUCAACUGACGAGCUUGUGAGCGAAGUAGAGAAAAGAAACCGAUUGAAAUUGCUGCUUCCCUGGCUGGAGGCUAGAAUUCAUGAAGGCUGUGAAGAGCCUGCUACUCACAAUGCUUUAGCUAAAAUUUAUAUCGAUAGCAAUAACAAUCCUGAGCGUUUUCUGCGUGAGAACCCCUUCUAUGAUAGCUCAGUGGUUGGCAAGUACUGUGAAAAGAGGGAUCCGCAUUUGGCUUGUGUGGCUUAUGAGCGAGGCCAGUGUGAUUUGGAUCUCAUCAAGGUUUGCAAUGAGAACUCUCUAUUCAAGAGUGAGGCUCGUUAUCUUGUACGUAGAAAAGAUCCACAGCUUUGGGCCAAUGUUCUUGAAGAAAAUAAUCCUUUUAGACGCCAGCUGAUUGACCAGGUUGUCCAAACAGCCCUGUCUGAAACCCAGGAUCCAGAAGAAGUAUCUGUCACUGUGAAAGCCUUUAUGACUGCUGACCUCCCCAAUGAGCUGAUUGAAUUGCUUGAGAAGAUAGUCUUGGAUAACAAUGUCUUUAGUGAACAUAGGAAUCUACAGAACCUCUUGAUUCUUACUGCUAUUAAAGCAGAUCGCACCCGUGUUAUGGAGUACAUUAAUCGUCUCGACAACUACGAUGCUCCUGAUAUUGCGAACAUUGCCAUCAGUAAUGAGCUUUUUGAAGAAGCAUUUGCAAUCUUUCGAAAGUUUGACGUGAACACUUCUGCUGUGCAGGUUCUGAUUGACCACAUUGGCAAUCUCGAUCGUGCUUAUGAAUUUGCAGAACGUUGUAAUGAGCCAGCAGUAUGGAGUCAGCUGGCAAGAGCACAAUUACAGAAGGAUUUGGUUAAAGAAGCCAUCGAUUCCUACAUCAAGGCUGAUGAUCCUUCUGCCUAUAUGGAGGUUGUGAAAGCAGCCAACAAAAACAAUAACUGGGAAGACCUGGUGAAAUUUCUGCAAAUGGCUAGGAAGAAAGCCAAAGAGUCAUAUGUGGAGACUGAGUUGAUAUUUGCUCUGGCAAAGACCAACCGUUUGUCUGAACUGGAGGAAUUUGUUAAUGGACCCAACAAUGCCCACAUUCAACAAGUUGGUGAUCGCUGUUAUGAUGAUGGCAUGUAUGAUGCAGCAAAAUUACUUUACAACAAUGUGUCCAACUUCGCUCGCUUGGCUUCCACUCUGGUACAUCUAGGCGAGUACCAAGCUGCUGUGGACAGUGCUCGCAAAGCUAACAGCACCAGAACUUGGAAAGAGGUUUGUUUUGCCUGUGUUGAUGGCCAAGAAUUCCGUCUAGCCCAGAUAUGUGGCCUACACAUUGUCAUCCAUGCAGAUGAACUUGAGGAGUUGAUCAGUUACUACCAGGAUCGAGGGUAUUUUGAGGAACUGAUCUCUCUCUUGGAAGCAGCAUUGGGCUUGGAACGGGCUCACAUGGGAAUGUUCACAGAGCUGGCAAUACUAUACUCCAAAUUCAAACCACAAAAGAUGAGAGAACACUUAGAACUUUUCUGGUCCAGGGUCAAUAUUCCGAAGGUCCUUCGUGCAGCAGAGCAGGCGCACCUUUGGGCUGAGCUGGUCUUCCUUUAUGAUAAAUAUGAAGAGUAUGACAAUGCAGUCAUAACUAUGAUGAGUCACCCAACAGAUGCUUGGAAGGAAGGGCAGUAUAAAGAUAUAAUCGCAAAGGUUGCUAAUGUAGAGUUGUAUUACAAGGCCCUGCAGUUCUACUUGGAUUACAAACCACUGUUGAUCAAUGAUCUGUUAAUGGUGCUAUCACCACGUUUAGACCAUACCAGGGCAGUCACUUUCUUCAGUAAGGUGAACCAAUUGCCUCUAAUAAAACCAUAUUUACGCUCUGUUCAAAAUCACAAUAAUAAAGCUGUGAAUGAAGCUCUGAACAACCUGCUUACUGAAGAGGAGGAUUAUCAGGGUUUGCGUACAUCUAUUGACGCAUAUGAUAACUUUGACAACAUUAUCCUUGCUCAGCGCCUGGAAAAGCAUGAGCUAAUUGAGUUUAGGCGUAUUGCUGCUUAUCUCUACAAAGGUAACAAUCGCUGGAAACAAAGUGUGGAACUCUGCAAAAAAGACUGUUUGUACAAGGAUGCAAUGCAAUAUACAGCUGAAUCCAAGGACACUGAGCUUUCUGAGAAACUUCUGCAAUGGUUCCUGGAAGAGGGCAAGCAAGAGUGUUUUGCGUCCUGCUUAUUCACAUGCUAUGAUUUGUUACGGCCAGAUGUGGUUCUUGAGCUGUCAUGGAGACACAACAUCAUGGACUUUGCAAUGCCAUAUUUUAUUCAAGUUAUGAGGGAAUAUCUCAGCAAAGUUGAUGAACUAAUGGAAAAGCCAACUGAUCAACUGGUUAAAUCCAAAGCAAUAUCGGUUGAUAAACUUGAUGCUUCAGAUAGCUUGAGAAAAGAUGAAGACCAAGUGGCUGAACCAGCUCCUCUAGUAUUUGGUCAGCAGUUAAUGUUGACAGCAGGUUCCACUGCAGUCCCUCCUCAGCCUGGCUAUGCUUAUGGUUAUCCAGCUGGCUAUGCUCAGCCUGCUUAUGGCUUCAACAUGUAGAAUCCACAUCACGUCAACUUCACCAUUGCUACCCCUGAAUCUUCAUGAAAAAUGUACGACCGUCAUAGAGCACAGGAUUACAGCCAAACACUUCCUCUGCAGCAUGAAGAUUUUAUAAAGGACUUCUGUUAUUUUAUUUAUUACACUCUUACAUUUCAACUUCAAUGUAGCUUUUUUAAAAACCGUAUUUAGGAACUACAAACUGUUGAGGCACUGACUUAAAGAUUAAGACAAGUAUUAACUAGUUUAUUGAAUCUAGUCAUGAAUAUUUCCAAUAGGUUGGUUGCCAUCUUUUGUUUUCAAGCUGGCAGCUUAGUGCAAUGUGGAUGGUUUUUUUUGCCCCCACACUCCUCUCCCCAACCUGUGUAAAGCUUGCCCUCAAUGAGAUGAGUAAUGGUACUGAUGGCAGUGUUCAGAUAAUCCCAGGGAGAUUAAACUUGGAAGUUUACUUUGCCAGUAUCUGCAUGUUUUGCCAAUAUGUAAUGCUAAAGGUGAAGUUGGAAGGUGAAUGCAGGAUUUUUUGCGUUCCUAGUUGGUGCAGAACUGAAUUCACUAGUCACUUCAUGUGAAAGCGUUCUAUCUUCUGUGGGUGGAGCACUCUGUUCUGCAUCAGUUCAGGCCUCCAUGCAAAGAAAGGGUGUGUGCCACUUGUUUAAAAUAUUGUGCCUAAUGUAAAAUUUAUGGUAAGGAGCUUUUGUUGCUAAUCAUGAAUAUUAGGUUUAAUAGAAUGUAAACCCAUGUCAGUCAGCACUUUGGUUGAAGUUUCUGAAUCUCUUGAAAUAUUUCAUACCUCUGGCAAAUUUAUUGAAAAGGCAGUUAGUUGCAGGCCAUCUUGUAAUGGAACUAAUUGGAUUCAGUCCAGAAUGUUGGUUAUAGUGGUGACAUGUAUUUAAAGGGAAAUUGUGCUGGAAAAUCUUCAACAGCAAUGGUAUUGUGAAUAUUACUUUGUACAGUUGUACUAACCUAUUGAGUUAGCUAAAAGAAAUGGAUGUGCAUUGGACUUCCCACAUAACCCCCCCCUGCUGCCCUCGCCAUGUCACCAGAGGGAUAAAUAAAGUUUACAUAUGUCUCAUGACACCA
This is a messenger RNA of Chiloscyllium plagiosum (whitespotted bambooshark), 6306 nucleotides long. Lineage: Eukaryota; Metazoa; Chordata; Chondrichthyes; Orectolobiformes; Hemiscylliidae. The record is from RefSeq and is a predicted model, not a curated record.